This is a messenger RNA of Homarus americanus (American lobster), 890 nucleotides long. RefSeq names its product serine/threonine-protein kinase 11-interacting protein-like. The transcript has 5 exons. Bases 12 to 890 code for a protein of 292 amino acids. The record is from RefSeq and is a predicted model, not a curated record. Gene Ontology annotation, cellular component: cytoplasm. NCBI's taxonomy places the organism in Eukaryota, Metazoa, Arthropoda, Malacostraca, Decapoda, Nephropidae. Gene Ontology annotation, molecular function: protein binding.
UUUUUCCACUAAUGUAUUGUAAACUAACUAACAGUGUUUAUACUGUAUAUCAGGCAGGAGAGUUUGCAUGGGAGCAACUGCAGGAAGCUGUGUUGGCUCACAACUCAUUGUACAGUUUAGACCACAGCCUUAGUCUCCUGCCAAACCUUAAGAUACUAGACUUAAGCCAUUGUGAACUGGAGGAUGCCUCAGCUCUGGAGUACCUCCCUACUGUGUCGUUAUUAGACCUGAGCCACAACCAACUACGGCUCCUUCCCCGUCUCUCUCCUACUGCUACCUACUCUCUUAUAGUUCUCAUAGCCAAUAACAAUCUUUUUUCUCACAUAAGUGGUUUACAUGAAAUGAAUAACAUUGAGGAGCUGGAUCUGAGGGACAAUGUAUUAAGUUUGAAGGAAGCGUUGUCACCCAUUGGUGCCUUACCUCAUAUUAGAGUGCUCAAGAUAAGUGGUAACCCUAUCACAUGGGACCUCAACUACAGAAGUCAAAUUAUCAGACAGCUAAAUCCUGCUACUGCCAAUCAUAAGGUUGUGUUUGAUGAUGUGCCUCUAACAGGUCAAGAAUAUGAUGAGGUUGGGAUGCAUGCAGUGCCAGCAGGAUCCUCUUACUCCCCAGAACUUCUUUCAUCUCUUUCAUCCCUCUCCUCCCUUUGUUCUCCAGUGAAUCCAAUAAGUCCAGCACAUGGACUAAUCUCACAGCCUCUGUAUUCACCUGAAGAGGCAGAUCUGAUUCAGCUAGAUCCAGUAGACUCCCAACCAGCAAGUUUAGUUAAUGAUUCAGCUCCUGUAUCACUCAAAAACUCAGGCAAUGGACAACCCCGCAGAAAAUCAAAGAAGAAACGCACUCGACAUAUAGCCAUCACAGAUCCUGAUAAUGAGGAUAUGGACAAUUAG